Mangifera indica (mango) is the source of this 3043-nucleotide messenger RNA. RefSeq names its product KIN14B-interacting protein At4g14310. The record is from RefSeq and is a predicted model, not a curated record. Gene Ontology annotation, molecular function: protein binding. The transcript has 3 exons. Lineage: Eukaryota; Viridiplantae; Streptophyta; Magnoliopsida; Sapindales; Anacardiaceae. Bases 92 to 2881 code for a protein of 929 amino acids.
CCCCUUCAUUUUAAACUCAAAAAAUACACAAAUCACUUCACAUUCUUAAAAUCACAUACCUCCCAUCUACUGCUAAUUUACCAAAGUACCCAUGUCUUCUUUACCUGUUCACCGCCAAACAGAUCGCGGCGGUGGAACUAAACCUCAAACCCCAAAUUCAAUCUCCAACAACUUUAGUUCAGCUCUCAAGAAAUCUUCUUCAGGGAAGGAAAACCCUAGGCUUGCUCUUCGGUCUCAGAAGCCAACGAUGCGUUCACUGCCACGUGUUGAGAAAUCGGCCGGAGAAAACAGAGAUUCGCGCGUUCGGAGGUCCACUUCAUCGGCCCCAAGAGGUAGGAGCCAGAGUCCAUCUGAAUUUAUUAGAGUUUUUAGUGAUGUGAAGAAAGAUAAGGUCGCUAGGGUAACUGUUGAGAAGAAGGGGUCUAGGGAUUUUAAUAUGAAAAAGACUGAAUUGGGUAGUAAUGAGAAAAGGCAUUUCAGUGAUUUUAAAGAAAAUAAUGCGAUUGGGGUUAAGAUGGAGAAAAAGUGUGAACAAGAGAUGAAUUUAAGUGGGGUUAAGGUUUUACGUAGUAGUUGUGAAAAAGACGUUUAUUUGACCUCAACCUUGGGGAAAAGAAAUGGAGUUAUUAGUGUUAAUGGAAGCAAUGAGAAGCGUCAUGAAAAGGGUUGUCCAAAAAGUGGCUCCAAAGUUGAGAUUUCUGAUACAGAUGUAAGCUUCAAACAUUAUGAUAAGAUUGAAAAGAUUGGGGCUUGUGUUGAUUUGGAUUUAAAGGAAUCUGGUCAGAAAUCUAUUAGUGAUUCCAAGGUUUUGGAGACUUCUAAAGGGAAGGGUGUCAAUGAAGAAGUUUCAAGUACUCGAGUUGGAAUCAACUAUCCUAGUAAGCUUCAUGAGAAGCUCACUUUUUUAGAAGGAAAGGUGAAGAGAAUUGCAUCAGAUAUUAAGAGGACUAAAGAAAUGUUGGAUAUGAAUAACCCAGAUGCCACAAAGGUGAUUCUUUCUGAUAUUCAGGAAAAGAUAUCGGGGAUUGAGAAGGCCAUGGAUAAUGUUGCAGGUGAUUCUGAGGGUAAAAUUGCUGGUGUGAAAUAUGUGGGAAAUGAUAAUUCAGGUAGCAACAUUGUUGAGAAGAGUAAAUGUCAAAGAAUGGAAAGUGUAAAUAGUUUGCGUGGUGAAUUGAAAAGUGAGGAAUUAGAAGCUAGGUUAUUCCCCCAUCAUAAGUUGCUCAGAAAUCGAAUCUCAUUGAAAUCAUCAUCAGGGAGCUCUGGAAGUCUUGAACCAAACACUGCUGGACCCAGUAACAAUUUAAAGGUGGAGAAGUUGUUGAGUCCUAUUGAGGACAACCCAAUAGCUUUAGAAUUUUUGGCUUCACUGAAUAAGGAUCAAUCUGCUGUUACCUUUACUGAUGGACAGGGUGGUUUGGACUUGGAGUGUUGUGAAGUUCUUGAAACAGAUGAGGCUGUGAAUUCAGGAGAGCAAGGUUUGUCGAAUGUGUUCAAUGGUAAAAGUGAUGCAGACCUCAUUCUCACGACUGAUGAGAGGUUUGAUGAGUUUGAAGAUCAGGAGAAUGUACCAGAAAAUAUAACAGGGAAGCAGACUGAAGAUAGUUGCAUUUAUCAGCUGAAUGAAAUAGGCCUAAAGACUUCAACAGGAGGAUGGUUUGUCUCAGAAGGAGAGUCGGUUCUUCUUGCUCAUGAUGAUGGCUCGUGCUCCUUCUAUGAUAUAGCUAAUUGUGAGGAUAAGGCUGUGUACAAUGCCCCAGCAGGAGUUUCACCUACGAUCUGGAGAGAUUGUUGGAUAAUUCGUGCAGCUAGUGCAGAUGGCUGCUCAGGAAGAUAUGUUGUAGCUGCAUCCGCUGGUAAUACUCUUGAUUCAGGAUUUUGUUCAUGGGAUUUUUAUACCAAAGAUGUGAGAGCUUUCCAUGUUGAAGGUGAAGGAACAACAACUUCUAGAAGAGUUCUUGCUCCUUUACCUAAUAAUAAUAUGUAUACUAGAAAUGCUUUGUCCAGUGUUUUGCUACCAGAAAGUCGGCAAUGGUGGUAUAAACCAUGUGGACCUCUGAUUGUCUCAACUGCCACCCAUCAGAAGGUUGUCAAAAUUAACGACAUCAGAGAUGGUGAGCAAAUUAUGAAAUGGGAGGUUCAAAAGCCUGUGUUAGCAAUGGAUUAUUCUAGCCCUUUGCAAUGGAGAAAUAGAGGGAAAGUGGUUAUAGCUGAAUCUGAAUCAAUAUCAUUGUGGGAUGUUAACUCUCAAAAUCCUCAAGCAUUACUAUCUGUUUCUUCUUCUGGCCGGAAAAUCUCAGCUCUUCAUGUGAACAACACUGAUGCUGAAUUAGGUGGAGGGGUUCGACAAAGAGUGAGUUCUGCAGAAGCUGAAGGAAAUGAUGGUGUUUUCUGCACUCAUGAUUUGAUUAACAUCUUGGACUUCCGUCAUCCCACUGGUGUUGGUCUUAAGAUUCCGAAAUUUGGUAUCAAUGUGCAGUCAGUUUAUUCUCGUGGGGACUCAGUCUUUCUUGGUUGCAGUAAUGUAAGGUCAACGGGAAAAAUGCAGUCCUCUUCACAGGUGCAGCAGUUCUCAUUGCGAAAACAAAAGCUAUUUACCACGUACUCACUGUCAGAAUCCAGUGCUCACUCAAGUCACUCAGCAAUUACACAAGUUUGGGGAAAUUCGAACCUGGUCAUGGGUGUUUCUGGGCUAGGGCUGUUUGUUUUUGAUGCACUGAAGGAUGAUGAAUUGCAACCCCUUACGAAUGAAUUCAACGGUAACCAAAAAGUUAGAGAAAUUAUUGGUCCAGAUGAUUUAUAUUCCCCUUCUUUUGAUUACCUAGGAUCUCGGGUUCUUCUUAUAUCAAGAGAUCGCCCAGCAUUAUGGAGGUACUUCACUUAAGGUGUGAUACAUGCUUUAAAACUGUUCUUAUGAUAUGCCUCCAGAGAAUAUAAGCAUAACUAUGCUCUUCUUUAUGUCUUGUUAUUUAUUUUAUGUUUUUGAAGACAUUAGAAGUAAAUUUAUACGAUAGAAGCAGUGCUUCCAGCUGCUUGAUUUGGAAAA